AUGCUCAACAUCCAAAAGCUAAGUAGUCAGGCCGCGCUAGCUAUCGGUCACUUGAAUACCGUUGUGAGGCAUUCCAAAACUUCGCAAUAUGUAUCCACGAUAGAAGACAUUGUGGAUGCCGUGCGGUUGCUUUUAUUCACAUCGGGUACCGUCGAUAAAACGUCCAUUCAUGUCAAGCACAACUGUGCGUUGCGAGCCCACUAUCGCGCAUUAACGGCGUCCCUCGGUCGACUCAUAUUGACGGCUCAACUGUGUACCAAGAACUCAGCGGGAGAACUUCGCAAGCUUCUCAUCAAUGCCAACGAGCUCCUGAUUGCCGUGCAAAACUUUGCUCAAGCAUGUCAAAUGGCGCCUAUCAGUAUCGCAGACGCAUGUCCAAAGUUGGUGCAAACCGAUGAAGACAGUACAAAGGAAACGCAAUUUUGCGAUGAGCAUCGACCGCCGAGUUCACUGCAAGAGGACGUUGUCGAAGCCAUUGAAGCAUGUAGUCUCAACGUACGAGAAACGGUCCAAGGGAUCUGUGACAGACUACAAGUCGAUAUACAAGAUACCGAACCGCGUCAGUCGCUUGGAACUCUAUUAUUUUCCCGUUUUCGAUAUGCCUUGAACCAAGUGGGGCAACUGCUGGUGUUGCUCGAUAGUAUGGACUGUGCUCGAUUUGCCGGGUCCGCCUCGUAUCAUGAAGUCACUGCAAGACGGCAAUCCCUGAGCGAUGGCAUUGGACAACUUUUCUGCUAUCUGCAGAAAAUGACAGAGGAAGACUUGCCAAUGGAGUAUAUUAUCACGGAAAUGAGCACGGCGGCUAAACUCGUGAACGAGUCUGUGCGUACAAUUUCUGAGUGUAUUUCUCGGCAGCAGCCCACGGUGGCAGGUGAACCGGCUGUGACGUCAACGCGUUCUUCUACGACCAACACCACUUUGGAUUCUGAACAAGGCACCAACGCCAUGCCUCAUGUCAGCAAAUUAGCCGACAGGGUACUGACAAAGACAUUCGGUCCGUCGGAAGCGGAGGAUCGGAAACACAACUCGACGGCGAGCCUGUCAAGCUACAGUGAUGAGAGCUCGGUUAUCGAGAAUUCUACCCAUGACAAAGGCUCAGGCACCAGUCUAUCGACUGCAUCUCCUGAUACCUAUAACCGAGAAAAGUUGAAGCGAUUCUUUGGUGGGGAUGUUCCCGAAACGGUUACGGUAGAAGAGAGCCCACCCUGCGAAGAGGUUCCUUGGUUUCUUAAAGCGGACUAUGACCCAAAGGAACUCUUAUUUGACGUGGCGGGCUUUGUCAGGGGCGGUACGCUCAAAGCGCUGACCAUACGGUUGACAACGCACGACAAACUCGAUAUGAACUUUAUCAGCACAUUCCUCUUGACGUACCGUUCCUUCUGCACGUCCAUGGAAUUACUGUCUCUCUUGAAAGAACGGUAUCAAAUCCAACCGCCGGCAGAACUGACCGACGAAGAACUCGAGAUUUGGAGACAGAAGAAGCUGAAGCUGGUACGCUUACGGGUAUUCAACGUGAUGAAAACUUGGCUCGAACAGUAUUACAACGAAGACGAUGUGGUGAUUCUGGAGCCUAUGCUCGAAUUCACCCAUACCGUGAUUCGUGACACCAUGAGUUUCUCGGCCAAUCAACUCGAGCGCCUCAUUCAGAAACGGCAAGAAGCAGCGUCUCAGCAACGAAGUCUUCGAAAGAUGGUCCUGACCCUGCCCGAUCCGCCUGAACCUAUUUUGCCUCGCAAUUUGAAAAACUUCCGUUUGCUGGAUAUUGACCCGCUGGAACUGGCUCGCCAAAUGACCAUUAUGGAUUUCAAGCUUUACAAUGCGGUGCAUCCCGUGGAAUGCCUCGACAAGGCUUGGUCGCGCGAUGCCAAUAGCGACAAGGGCAAGGUCGCGGUGAAUAUCCGCGCUGCCAUCGAUUACUGUAAUCAUCUCACUAAGUGGGUGGCGGGGAGUAUUCUUGGUGAGCACGAGAUCAAGAAACGAUUGGCCCAAGUCAAGUAUUGGAUCCAGGUGGCGGAAAAAUGUCGCCAGCUCAACAAUUUCAAUACAUGCAUGGCGAUCAUCUCAGCUUUUGACAACAGUUCAGUGGGUCGGUUGAAGCGGACGUGGGAAAUGGUCGGCGCGCGCACCAACACGGUUUUGGCCCAAAUCCGGAAGCUGAUGGGCACGGACCGCAACUUCAACGAAUAUCGAGCCAUCAUCCACUCCAUUAAUCCGCCAUGCAUCCCAUUUCUCGGCAUCUAUCUUCAGGAUCUCACCUUUAUCGAAGACGGCAAUCCCAACUUUCUUAAAUCCUCUAAUACCAUGAUCAACUUUGCCAAGCGAGCCAAAACGGCCGAGAUUAUUCGUGAAAUUGAACAAUACCAAUCAACACCUUAUCAAUUCAAACCCGUGGAAGAAUUGCAGGCUUUCAUCAUGACCAGCCUGCAAAACACGCGCGACGAAGAUAUGCUAUACCAAGAAAGUCUUGAAAUAGAACCAAGAGAAAGAGAAGACGAAAAGAUAACCCGCUUAUUACAGGAAUCCGGCUUCCUAUAA
Radiomyces spectabilis is the source of this 2535-nucleotide messenger RNA. RefSeq names its product ras guanine nucleotide exchange factor domain-containing protein. Gene Ontology annotation, cellular component: plasma membrane. Bases 1 to 2535 code for a protein of 844 amino acids. The transcript has 2 exons. Gene Ontology annotation, molecular function: guanyl-nucleotide exchange factor activity. The record is from RefSeq and is a predicted model, not a curated record. NCBI's taxonomy places the organism in Eukaryota, Fungi, Mucoromycota, Mucoromycetes, Mucorales, Radiomycetaceae. Gene Ontology annotation, biological process: positive regulation of GTPase activity; Ras protein signal transduction.